UUACAAAAUCCAUGUAUAUGAUAGCGAGUGAUAAGGUGAUAAGCGUCAGUCGCUUAGAGGUUGUGAACGUGUUUAGACAUUUGUUUUCAGUCAGGGUGGAGACAAUGACGUAGUUUCAGGGAGAAAAAACGUGAAAUAAUAGAAUAAUGUUGAUUGAAUUGCAAUCUGCAGACAAAUAUAAACAAUUAGCAGUUGUGCAGAAACAAACUGUAAUAAACAUCAAGACAACAGAGAUCGGAAGAGAAAGACAGCAAGAAAGUGAGAAAAAAAAAAAAAGUGUGGAAAAUAAUAAAACAACUGAAACUGAUAAGCGAUAUCCGCAAAACAAACAGAACGUCAAUAAUUUCCAACUGUUAACUUGUCGGCGAUUAUUUCGGCUGCCACAGCGCGCAGUGCAGAGCAGUGUUGUGUUUGUGUGUGGCAGGUGCUUUUGCUGUUGCCGUUGCUGUGUGCCACAUGUUGUCAUGUUGACAAACCGAGCUGGAACGACAACGCUUAUCAGCCUGUGGCUGAUGUUGUGGCUGACGUCUGGUGCCAACGGCGCCACGGUCACCUGGGGCCAGGUCAACAAGUACGCCAGCACGUUGCAUGCACAAGAUGUUUACUUGCCACAUCCGGAAGUGGAUGUGGAUGUUGUAUAUGGUUCACAGAAUGACCAAGCUAUCGAUGGCUAUACGAUAACGGCGGUGCACGCCUAUGAUAUGACACCGCUGGCGUUGCAUGGCGGAGAUGGUGGCACCGCACAGCUGCUAAGUGGCGGCGUGGGUCAACAGCAUGCCAGGGUACGCUUCAAGCGGCACUCGACCAACGACCAAUUGCCCGAGGCGAUGCACUUUCAGCUGGUCAUUUACGGCAUCAACCUGUGAUAGCAGUUUAACAAGUUUCUGUUGCUGCUUCGUUUUUGGUUUUUUGUUUUUUUUGUGUUAGUCAAAUGUUUCGCAACUUAAUUAAGUUCCAAUUAAACUUUGUAUGCGAUGCUGGGACAACUUCCUGCUUCGAGACAGAUAGUUGUGUUAACUAAAUUAUAAUAAUGUCAUAAUUAAGAGCAUGACUUGUGCUUAUUUAUAUGGAAAAUGAGAAAAAUUCCAAGCAUCAACCGACGAACGCACUUUGACAGCAUCAGGCGACAACUUGGCUGCUGCUGUUGAUGCUGAUGCUGUUGCGGCUGCUCAACCUGCAACAUGUAAUGAGAUGCAAAUGCAUUGUUGCACACACACACACAAACACAGAGGAAGAGUGAGUGAACCGCUUGGUGGCUUGGUUUGCAAGCAUAAGUCGAUUUAAGCGCCUGAUAAACUCUGUUUAACCAGAUUCCCUGGCGUCGCAUCCCGCCGCACUUAACAUGUGCAAUGUGUCUCGUAAGCAGCUUCUAGGCGAUUAAGGAAUCAUUUACCUGCAUCUCAAGCCCGGAGAGAGCGGAAAACUUUGCUGCACUUGGUCGGGAGCAGAGUCACUCGAUUGUAAAUAAGUUGCUUUUAACUAUAAGCCAUUCGCACUUAAUAUAUUGUAGUACAUAUGUAUAUAUAGCAAAUGUUAUGUUUAACUUAAGCUUCAGCUCUGAGAGUAAUUGACAAGCAACAUUAAAUGAACUCUACGAAAA
Molecule: messenger RNA, 1600 nt
Organism: Drosophila sulfurigaster albostrigata
Lineage: Eukaryota; Metazoa; Arthropoda; Insecta; Diptera; Drosophilidae
Exons: 3
Coding region: 147-866 (239 amino acids)
Source: RefSeq, a predicted model, not a curated record